Molecule: messenger RNA, 1984 nt
Organism: Umbelopsis ramanniana AG
Lineage: Eukaryota; Fungi; Mucoromycota; Umbelopsidomycetes; Umbelopsidales; Umbelopsidaceae
Exons: 3
Coding region: 48-1904 (618 amino acids)
Source: RefSeq, a predicted model, not a curated record
CCACAAGUUUUUCUUCUCCUUCCCCAUUCCUAUUUAAACUGGCUCUCAUGCAAAGCAGCUGCUUACAGCUGCUGUUGCUACUAUUACUUUGCAAUAUUAUAACGAUUGAUGCACAAGUACAGAGAUAUGAUCUUGUGCACUCGGCUCAACGUUCCACACAUUACCUACCGGCCGUCCAUUUAAAAAAACGAAGUAGGCAACCUAACUACCACAUUAAUGCUGCCCUUCAUCCCAAUGUACUCAUCGUUGUACCAGGAGACAAUGGCGCAGCAGUACCCAUAGAUUCCACCAAACCAUCGGCCACAACCGUCGCCAACGUUUCUUCGGUUUCUUCAACGGCCACCACAGCCACUACGACUGCCACUAACCAUGACACUGGAAAUUCUCCAGCUACCAUUUCAACUGCGCUGUCCUCCAACUCCACUGCGAACUACACUCAGGCUGUAGACUCGCAUCUUGAGGUUGUCUUAUAUUGCAACAUAGAUACUACCUUUUGUAAAAAGGUUGGCAAUGCAUUAGGGGCCGCAGCUUACAAGCUUGCCCAGGUGGUUCGCUUGAAAAGCAAAUUGACCAUCGAGGUUUCCUAUUACAGUUUUUGUGAUAACACUUGUUCAAACUCAACGUUGGGCUGGGGUGCACCCACAUCACAAUUUACACUGCCUAAUGUCGGAGGUGUAGACCCCAAUUACUUAUACCCACAAUCGUUGGCCAAACAACUCGCUCCCUAUAACACAACAAACUGGUCAGCCGAGGAUAUCUCCAUCGAGUUGAAUCAUGAUGCUUAUAUGUCAACCAUUGACUUGGGUACUGCCAAAGACGAUGGUUGGAAUGGUACCGGUGUGCCUGCAGGUGGGCACUUUUGGUUCCAGGGCGACCCAGACAUCAGAUACAAUCAAGUUGACAUGGAAUACGUCAUCCUACACGAAUUGUUGCAUGGAAUGGGUUUCAUCAGCUCAUGGGGAGCCUUCUUUUAUGCUGACUCAUCGCCCUAUCAUGCCCUGGUGGAAGACAUGUUCCAGCCUCAGCAACUGCAACUUCUCACCCCGACACCGAACGCUUACACAGACACGUCCACCGGAGCCUCCUUCAUUUAUGGCUUCCAACCCACCAUGAUCUUUGAUAAGUUCCUUGCCGCCUUCGACCCUGGUAAUGGAGAUCAAGAACCAAACUCCUUGGCUGAUUUGGUGGUUGACCUACAGCAGUUUUGCGCUAAAAAUAAUGAUGCCUUUAUUAUUAACUUUGUUCGCCAAUUCAACGUUGCUGACGUUUCCGCGAAAGCUCGCUAUUUAUGGAACAUCGCCAACACCAACAAGACACUUUUCUUCAAUUUCCCCAAUUUGACAAGCUUCAACCAAAUUUAUGGCAACCAUAGCUAUCUCAAAGCGCAUUACUCCAACCUGACUAUGUUCACAUCUGGCAGUUUGACCAACGCUACGGAAAUGACGCUCACCAAUUUCCGUCCUGGUGUGUCCAUCUCCCAUGUGGACGACAUGUAUGAAGAAACACCUGAUUUUCUCCUCCGGACAACCCCCAUCCUAGGCUCUACGUUGGAACAAAUCAUCGACUCGGUAUAUGCUAAUAUACCAGCCAUCAAUUAUACUGAAAAAGUGAACUCCACAACCACACUCAACGUUACCUAUAGAAGCGCGAUAGGUCCGGGUAUACUACAUGUGCUGGACACCAUGGGCUACUCGACGGUCCUUUCCAACAACAACUAUUCCAUCACCACUACGGAGGAUAUCAAACAAAGAAAUAUCUGUACCCCUCCUCACGUCACUACGCCUGACCAAACCACCUUGACCACGGUCAAAUCCGCAGCAGCCACUCUACCAAACCACAGUAUUCUAUUGCUUUUUGUUUCCGUCCUUUGUCUGAUAGACUUUCCUCGUAUGCUCUCCUUGUAAUAUUCACACCUUUUCCCCUCCUGUAAUAUAAAAUUUGUCAUAAAAAUUUAAAGACGCGCGCUCACCCGGAUUUUUUUAUA